AUGCCUGUAAAAAGUACCAUCAGUGAAUGGGAUGCUGUGCAAAGAGCAAGCUUUAUGGGGUUGCUGCAAAGUUAUAGUGUUUUUGAUGGGUUUUCUUUUGCCAGGUGUAGAAUUGUAUGCGAAAACCUGUUUAAUAUUUUUUUUGUAUUCCAGAAUGAAACAUCAUGCCUUACAUGGGAGGGAGAGCAGUUUCAAGGCAAAAUUGCAAUCGUUAAGAAAAUUACUAGCCUUCCUUUUCAUGAAAUUCAACACAGCAUAACGUCGGCAGACCACCAGCCCACGGCUGAGGGCUGUGUACUGAGUAUGGUAGUAGGUCAGCUUAAGGCUGAUGAAGAUCCUAUUAUGGGGUUCCAUCAAGUGUUCCUACUGAAGCGUGUUAAUGAUGCGUGGAUUUGUACGAAUGACUUGUUCAGGCUAUCACUGCACAAUUUUGCUGCCUGAUUUUACCAUGGAUUAAUGGCUUUAAUGCUCUUGCUCGUCCGAUGUUCACAUCCACCAAGUUUCAGACAUACUCCAGUGUGAACCUGACUGGCAAGCAGUGGACCUGUGCUGUAAUGGAUCCUACUUAUCAGCACUGACCCUGUUGUGCAUGCUGUUUGGAAGUUAGUUUUAGGUACAUUUGCUGAGGUGGUUCCCUUCAGUUGUGUAUUUUAACAGCAUGCCUUAGAGAAGAUAAAGAGGGGAGGAUUUACUUUGCUUUUUGUACUGACCUCUAGUGAUCCAAAGACUAAAAGAAAACAGCAGGUUCCUCUAGAAGCCCACAUGUUAAGUUGUCCAGCUGUUAUAUUACCACAUUACACAUUAAACAAUACUUUCUUGACUUGUCAAUUUUUUUUUUUACUAUAUCGACGUGUUUAUAUAGGAAGAGAGAAAGGGAUAUGCUGCAAGAGUCAGUUUCAGGUUUGCUUCCACCACCCUGAGUUGCCAAGGAAGAAAGGCAUUAAUUUUAUUAACUGUUAAAUAAAUGCUGAACAGCAUUUCAGUUGCAACAAAAGCUGAUGUCCCUUUUUGAACUUGCCUUCCUAUUCUCAGCUACUUUUUUUUAAAGCUGCCCAGACUGUACAGUUGAAGAAAACACUGUAUGAAGCAUGGAAAAGAAAGCUUGGUACCCCAGGUUGUCAGUGUGUUGCAGUUUUUUGAGAUUAUUGAUCUUCAUUAGAAAAAAAUAUUAAAUUUCUGAUGUCUUAA
Protopterus annectens (West African lungfish) is the source of this 1188-nucleotide messenger RNA. RefSeq names its product nuclear transport factor 2 (gene NUTF2). Bases 1 to 441 code for a protein of 146 amino acids. Gene Ontology annotation, biological process: protein import into nucleus. Gene Ontology annotation, cellular component: nuclear pore central transport channel. The record is from RefSeq and is a predicted model, not a curated record. Lineage: Eukaryota; Metazoa; Chordata; Ceratodontiformes; Protopteridae. The transcript is spliced from 4 exons.